AUGGCCAUCAAUGCUAUCAAAACACUCACGGGGCCCCGGAUAUUGGCCAUGGCGACGCUUUUGCUCGACUACGGCGCCAACCUGGAGGCCAAAGUUGAAACAGGAGCAACACCGCUACGGAAGGCCAUCGACGGAAUGGUAUCUGCCAACGGGAAAAUUGGUCGUGGAUCUGAACCAGGCCGGUUCAAUAUGCUAAUAGAGAAAGGUGCAGAUCGAUAUGUCGCGGACAACGCAGGUAUUCGUAUCGAAGACCUUAUCGAUCCAAACUACUGGUUCUUCGAUGAGACAGGUAGACUGGAAUUGAAAUCGAUUCAGACCAUCACCAAGGAACCGCAUGUGAUUUAG
Molecule: messenger RNA, 345 nt
Organism: Bipolaris zeicola 26-R-13
Lineage: Eukaryota; Fungi; Ascomycota; Dothideomycetes; Pleosporales; Pleosporaceae
Exons: 1
Coding region: 1-345 (114 amino acids)
Source: RefSeq, a predicted model, not a curated record